CCUCUAUAUUUAGUGGUUUGAUAUCAUUUUCAUUGUACCAGAAUCAUCUAUUUUUUGUGAAUGUUGGAUAGUAUGAGUUAAUCACUUUCUUAAAUUGCAAUACUGUAAUAUUUUGUGAAAUUGUAUGAAGAAGUUAAUGACUUAAUGUUCUUUUUAUACAGUGAGGCACUUACUCAAAGAUAAGUAAGACAUGAAGAGGUCUAUAUCUUCCUUAACUUCCAAGGGGUCAACGGCUUCUAAUAAGUUUAGUAGAACAACAUCUGAAUGUGAGGGGGCUGGCCAGACUGACAGCGUUAAUGAAACACCAUCAUCUAAUGCUCAAUUACCAGCACAAGACUCAGUCAGAUCUGAGAAAUCUUUGAGUGGGAAUGCAAGUGAAGACAUAGACUUGGGUGGAUUGACUGAGGAAGAGUACCUGGAAGCAUUGAAAAAAAAUGAGCGGGCAGAAAUCUGGGGACAUUUCACAAGGAGAUUUGAGCUUGGUAAGAUUAAAGCAUUUUGUCAUUAUUGCAAGCACAAAGGGUUUGCAGCUCACCCAAAAAUAAAUGGUACCACUGCAUUGAUUAAUCAUAUGGAAAAAUGUACUGAGUACCCUCCAAAUAAAGAAAAAUGGAGUAAAAAACAAAAAGUGUUGACUUAUGGUAAGUCAAAAGAUUUAGUGGUUAUAGGAUGCACUCAAGAAGAAAUCACAAAGGCGUGUGUUCAAAUGGUAGUUCUAGAUGAGUUGCCAUUUAGUCAUGUAGAAGGAGAAGGCUUUCGCUAUUUUUGUAGGGUUGCAUGCCCUCAUUGGAAAGUUCCUAGCCGUAAAACUAUUGCUAGAGACGUGC
This is a messenger RNA of Cuscuta epithymum, 827 nucleotides long. The record is from the annotation of a GenBank genome assembly. NCBI's taxonomy places the organism in Eukaryota, Viridiplantae, Streptophyta, Magnoliopsida, Solanales, Convolvulaceae.